AUGAAACCUUUUAAUAUCUUCACUUUCAAAAGCACCUUAAGAAGCGACUCGACGCUUUACAACGGUGUCAAGUUGACUGUCAACUACAAUGAACCAAAUACCAAUAUACAAUGUCUUACACAAAAUGUUACUACUGGCCGAGAGGUGACAGGCAGUGGUACUACUGGCCGAGAGGUGACGGGCAGUGGUACUUCUGGCCGAGAGGUGACGGGCAGUGGUACUCCUGGCCGAGAGGUGACAGGCAGUGGUACUACUGGCAAAGAGGUGACUGGCAGUGGUACUACUGGCAAAGAGGUGACUGGCAGUGGUACUACUGGCCGAGAGGUGACAGGCAGUGGUACUACUGGCCGAGAGGUGACGGGCAGUGGUACUUCUGGCCGAGAGGUGACGGGCAGUGGUACUCCUGGCCGAGAGGUGACAGGCAGUGGUACUACUGGCAAAGAGGUGACUGGCAGUGGUACUACUGGCAAAGAGGUGACUGGCAGUGGUACUACUGGCCGAGAGGUGACAGGCAGUGGUACUACUGGCCGAGAGGUGACAGGCAGUGGUACUACUGGCCGAGAGGUGACUGGCAGUGGUACUACUGGCCGAGAGGUGACGGGCAGUGGUACUACUGGCCGAGAGGUGACGGGCAGUGGUACUACUGGCCGAGAGGUGACUGGCAGUGGUACUACUGGCCGAGAGGUGACGGGCAGUGGUACUACUGGCCGAGAGGUGACGGGCAGUGGUACUACUGGCCGAGAGGUGACGGGCAGUGGUACUACUGGCCGAGAGGUGACGGGCAGUGGUACUACUGGCCGAGAGGUGACGGGCAGUGGUACUACUGGCCGAGAGGUGACGGGCAGUGGUACUACUGGCCGAGAGGUGACGGGCAGUGGUACUACUGGCCGAGAGGUGAUGGGCAGUGGUACUACUGGCCGAGAGGUGACAGGCAGUAGUACUACUGGCCGAGAGGUGACGGGCAGUGGUACUACUGGCCGAGAGGUGACAAACAGGAGUACAUUGUUAUCAACAGUGAUCAUUUUGCGUCAGAUAUAAUUAUGGUCAAAUUUAGGCAAAGUUAGCCCCUUUAUAUAUAUAGAGUCAAAACUAAAUCAAUGUUUCCCUUUGAGAUUUUAGUGGGUAUUUGAAUGUUUUCGAAAA
Molecule: messenger RNA, 1143 nt
Organism: Mizuhopecten yessoensis (Yesso scallop)
Lineage: Eukaryota; Metazoa; Mollusca; Bivalvia; Pectinida; Pectinidae
Product: putative per-hexamer repeat protein 5
Exons: 3
Coding region: 1-1038 (345 amino acids)
Source: RefSeq, a predicted model, not a curated record